This is a messenger RNA of Triticum dicoccoides, 3060 nucleotides long. RefSeq names its product V-type proton ATPase subunit a3-like. Bases 309 to 2768 code for a protein of 819 amino acids. Lineage: Eukaryota; Viridiplantae; Streptophyta; Magnoliopsida; Poales; Poaceae. Gene Ontology annotation, biological process: proton transmembrane transport; vacuolar acidification. The transcript is spliced from 18 exons. Gene Ontology annotation, molecular function: proton-transporting ATPase activity, rotational mechanism; ATPase binding. The record is from RefSeq and is a predicted model, not a curated record. Gene Ontology annotation, cellular component: vacuolar proton-transporting V-type ATPase complex; vacuolar proton-transporting V-type ATPase, V0 domain.
UCUUGAGCAGCACAGAUGCCUUCGAAGGAAAGCACCUGCUGACAUCGAUUCAAGUUUCACCCUGCUUCGUACUCCUACUACAGAAAGCACCAUCGUCACGCACUCACGCUCCAGGGAAGACUACCUCCCGUCCGUUCCACCUCCUCCGCCUCCCUCUGAAGCCAAUCGGCAGCACCGCCGCCACCGCCACGCAACCGCGUUGACCGCUCCCCCGAGUCGCCCCUGCGCCGCGGCAGCCCACCGGAGCAUUGAGCAAGCACGCCCCACAGACGCCCUACCCCGCCGCCAGGGUCUCCGACCGACCCGCGAUGUCGCGCGGCGGCGGGUGCUCCCCGCCGAUGGAUCUGCUGCGGUCGGAGGCGAUGCAGCUGGUGCAGGUCAUCAUCCCCGCCGAGUCGGCGCGCCUCGCCGUCUCCAACCUCGGCGACCUCGGCCUCCUCCAGUUCAAAGACCUUAAUGCGGACAAGAGCCCAUUCCAACGGGCAUAUGCUGCCCAGAUCAAGAGGUGUGGUGAAAUGGCUCGCAGGUUGCGUUUUUUCAAGGAACAAAUGUCGAAAGCUGCAAUAUUGACUUCUCCGACGCAAUUUUCAGGAGCUUCUUUGGAAAUUGGUGAUCUGGAGAUAAAACUUGGGGAAUUUGAAGCUGAGCUAACUGAAGUAAAUACAAAUAAUAGAAAAUUGCAGAGGACAUACAAUGAGCUGGUGGAGUACAAUGUUCUUCUAGAAAAGACUGGUGAGUUUUUCUACUCAGCUCAGAGAAGCGCGGCAGAGCAACAGAGGGAAAUGGUGGCUGAUCAGUCUGGUGAUUCUUCUCUGGAGAGUCCUUUAUUGCACCAGGAAAUGGUGAUAGAUCCAUCGAAACAAGUGAAGCUAGGUUCCCUGAUUGGUCUUGUGCCAAAGCAAAAGGCUAUGGCCUUUGAGCGUAUACUUUACCGUGCCACCAGGGGCAAUAUGUUACUCCGACAAGAAUCUGUUGAUGAAUCUAUAAUUGAUCCACAAUCUGGAGAGAAGGCCGUGAAAAAUUCUUUCGUUAUAUUCUACUCUGGGGAGAGAGCAAAAUCCAAGAUUCUAAAAAUUUGUGAUGCUUUUGGUGCCAACCGUUAUCCGUUUCCAGAAGACCUUGCCACACAAUUACAAACUAUUCAGAAGGUAUCUGGAAAAGUGUCAGAGUUGAAGGCAACUGUUGAAAUAGGUUUAGCUCAUCGUGACGGCAUACUUAAAAAUAUAGCUUGUGAGUAUGAAGAAUGGAAAAACCUGUUAAAGAAGGAAAAAGCUAUUUACCACACGCUAAACAUGUUCAGUCUUGAUGUAACAAAGAAAUGUUUAGUUGCUGAGGGGUGGAGUCCCGUUUUUGCUACAAGUCAGGUACAAGAUGCACUUCAUCGUGCUACUACUGGUAGCAACUCCGAAGUUGGUUGCAUUUUCCAAAUUCUGAACACACAAGAAUCUCCUCCAACGUAUUUCCAGACAAACAAAUUUACGUCCUCCUUCCAGGACAUUGUGGAUGCCUAUGGUAUUGCGAGCUAUCAAGAACUAAAUCCUGGUUUAUUUACCAUCGUAACAUUCCCCUUCUUAUUUGCCGUCAUGUUUGGUGAUUGGGGUCAUGGAAUUUGUAUAUUUCUUACUGCACUGUACCUCAUAAUCCGAGAGAAGAAGCUAGCUUCACAGAAACUAGAUGACAUAGUGGAAAUAAUGUUUGGUGGGCGCUAUGUAAUUUUGAUUAUGUCCCUUUUUUCAAUUUACACUGGAUUGAUAUAUAAUGAGUUCUUCUCGGUUCCAUUUGAGCUCUUCGGUAAAUCUGCCUAUGCCUGCCAUGAUCCUUCGUGUGGGGAUGCUACAACUGAAGGAUUAGUUAUGGUGGGGCAAACAUACCCAUUUGGUGUCGAUCCAGUGUGGCAUGGAAGCCGCAGUGAGCUGCCAUUUCUCAAUUCCCUAAAGAUGAAAAUGUCAAUUCUUCUUGGAAUUGCACAAAUGAACCUUGGAAUUGUGUUGAGUUUCUUUAAUGCGAAGUAUUUCAAAAAUACUGUUAAUGUUUGGUAUCAGUUUGUUCCCCAGCUGAUCUUCUUAAACAGCUUAUUUGGUUACCUGUCACUCCUCAUCAUUAUUAAGUGGUGCACUGGCUCAAAAGCUGACCUAUACCAUAUAAUGAUAUAUAUGUUUCUGAGUCCAACGGAUGAUAUUGGGGAGAACCAGCUAUUUCCUGGGCAGAGAAUUGUGCAGCUUGUUCUACUUCUGCUUGCUCUGGUGUCUGUGCCUUGGAUGCUGUUUCCGAAGCCAUUGUUUUUGAAGAAGCAACAUGAGCAGAGACACCAAGGCCAGCAUUACACCAUGCUCCAGGAGACAGAUGAAUCAGUGGCUCAAUUGGGAGGACAACAUGAAAACCCACACAACCACGAGGAGUUUGAAUUCAGUGAAGUUUUGGUCCACCAGCUGAUCCACACAAUUGAGUUUGUGCUCGGUGCGGUCUCAAAUACCGCCUCAUAUCUUCGUCUUUGGGCUCUCAGUCUCGCGCACUCAGAACUGUCCAGUGUCUUCUAUGAUAAGGUUCUUCUUCUAGCAUGGGGAUACAACAAUGUUAUCAUCCUUGUCGUCGGAGUAAUGGUCUUCCUCUUUGCCACUAUUUUUGUUCUGCUUUCGAUGGAGACCCUGAGUGCAUUUCUGCACGCCUUGAGGCUCCACUGGGUCGAGUUCCAGGGUAAGUUUUAUGAGGGUGGUGGGUAUAAGUUUGCACCAUUCGUGUUCGCGUCGAUCCUCGAGGAGGAAGAUUGAGCCCCAAGCGGUGUAUGUAAUUUACAUAAUGUAAGACCUCAAGAGGCUGUUGGAGGAAGAUUCAGAAAACUCAUGUUGCUUGAGCUGGAGCCAUACCUGGUUAUUUGUAAAUUAUGAUGUGCUAUAACGGUGCGGCUGGUACAGCUGCAACUAAAGCCGAGUGCAUUGCAUCUCCACAUUUUUGGGAGUUGUGACAUUCAUCAGUUUAUGCUCAUGCCUGCGGUCUACCACAUAACCGAUGUGUAUUUUAUACUAUGAUUUUGUAAAUAAAUAAGACCCGUUGUUUUGAGCA